This is a messenger RNA of Linnemannia hyalina, 2907 nucleotides long. The record is from the annotation of a GenBank genome assembly. Lineage: Eukaryota; Fungi; Mortierellomycota; Mortierellomycetes; Mortierellales; Mortierellaceae.
AUGACGACUCCUUUCACAGAACUCCGUCAAGCCAACAAGGAAGAGCAACCAGACAGCCAACCCCGGCUUCCAUCUGUUGUGUCUUGGUCUGAUCCUUACCCGAGCCAGCUUGUCGGGUACGGGCAAUUACCAGAUUUCACCCAGAACCAGACCCAUCCCACAGCCCGCACCGACAUCCAUAGUUCUUCCAGUUUUAACUUUACAAGCCCACUGGAGAGCGUUUUCUCACAGGAUUCCUUUGAGGCUCUCUCCCAUUCGUCAGCGUCUCCCGCCCACUUUGGCACACUAGGAGAUGGCAUGUCAGGAGAGUGGAGUAUCCAGCAUCCCCAACAGCCUUCUGAAGCCCAUUCACAAUCGUACGAUGCCCGCAUUCAACACCAAGGAUUGAUCCAGCCUACGUCUGACUUUCAACCGCGUUCAAACCUUGAACAACCAGGCGGAUCUUUUAUUCACCUAUCUGGAAUCUCCACGCACUCGACAGCCUAUCCCGCCGGUCAUCAUCACCCGCUGGCGCCCAUGCCACCGGCGACAACAACAGCACCAUCAGGGCCAGCACGAGUAGAGAGCAACGACAUCCUUCGCGAUAAUAUCGAUUCUGUAACAACACCCCCUCAGGUUCAGGAGUACGGACCUGCUUACCUGCAUGACACCCAACCCGCUCAGAGGUUCUUUGGCUUUUCGACACAUUCGCCGCGAUCAUCCAUCUCGCAGGAGGAUGCUUACUCGAUGACGCUUGCCAUGAAUCAAGUGCCUAUCUCUGAUGGCCAACCGGCACCUGAAACAUCGAACAUUUUAUCAAGAGGACCGAAUGAGAGACAAGUCGGCUCUCUCACAGUGGCAACAAGCAACCUUGCUCUAUCAACGCCCUGCACUUCUCCCAGCGUCAGCACCUCCCCUUAUUCGGCAUCACAACUGCAACUGGAUACACCAGCAGGGACAGCAGUGACAGCAGGGACAGCAGGGACAAUUGAAGGGGCAAUGGACAGUCUGGGCAAACCAAGCGGCGGCCAGUGCAUCCCUGCCAAGGGGAAGCGUAGGACAAGAGGGAACAAGGGCGAUCCUUCAGGACUAUUGACAGGCGAUCCUUCCCUUCCCGACGCUGCAGGGGCAACCUUCCACAAGAAAAUUGCCAACAAGCGAUCCCGUGACCGCCUCAACCAGACCUACUCGACUUCGCCCCUUCCGCUCCUCCAGCAUCCAUCCUCGACCCUCGUUCCCUACACCUUCAGUCCGGCCAGCUCUGACCCGCUUCCACACACGCCCUCAACUUCCUCCUCGCCCUCCGUGGCCUCCAACUCAUCUAUAUCCAUGGCUUUGCCGCCUCAGCCGCCCGGGCUCCAGCACAACAGCCCAUACGCGAUUCACGCCUCUUCCAUGGAUCUCUCAACAGGGCAGGCCCCUGGGAUCGCCCCUGGAGGUCCCCAGUACGCCCACUCGCACUCAUCUCAGUCCCAGCAAUUUAGGUCUGCCAACCUUCAAUAUCACCCUCAGCAAGUCCCACAAGGACAACACCCUUCCUAUAACUACAACAGCAUCGCUUCGCCUCCGCCACCACCACCGAAUGCCUUUGCUGAUACCUACCGGAGCGUUCGCACGGUCGCCGGAAUGAACACUUUCGGGGACCCUGCAGCAGAAUUGAUACACACCCUCGACUCUCCUCAGGACUUGCCAAGGCAGAUACUCAACAGACGAAGGUCAUCUCAGGGAUAUUCGUCAGAUACGGUCUCGACACCAGGAGAAGGAUACCAGAGCAGGAGCGACUACUUUGGAUAUUCGCCCCUUCCAUCUCAACUACCCCAACCAUCUGUGCUCUAUCAUCAAUACCAACAGGACCAGUCAUCUUAUCUGCACUCAGGCCACCAAACCCAGCUCUCAUCCCAGCCGUUGGUCGUGCGGCAGCCACAGCAACAACAGCAAUACCAUCCCCAAGAACCGUUUCGGGACCAGCUUUAUCAUCAGCACCAGCAGCGUCGCCAGAAGCAGUAUCAACUCAUGCAGCAACACGAGCUACUGCAGCAACAAUACCAGCUACAGCAGCAGCACCAAAAACAACUACAACAGCAACACUUGCAGCUCCAGCACAUGCAGCAGGCACAGCGCUCGCAGUUCGGGUCGAUCUUUGCGCAGGUAGAUCCUCAGGAGCUGGGCACACAGAGUGACGAUGAGUAUUCAAGUCAUAUGACUUCUCUUACAGAUGCGUUUGUCACCGCUGGUCAAGUCAAGGCGCCAAGGACCCGCGCACGGUCAAGAACUCUGCCCACUCUAGAGGACUUGGAAGAUAUUGUGUUGGAGCCACUGGCAGCAGAAACGCAAGCCCUGGCAGCAGUGUCAAGUCAUCGGCCGGAAGGUUGGUCCAUAAGCACACAACCAGCGCAAACUGGAUCUUCGGCCGCGAUAGCUGUUCACCUCCGGACAACAGUCAGUGUGACUUAUCUUCAGGGUGAACACAGAUCGGCCACCGAGGCGCUCCCUUCAACCAGAAUCGAAGAACUUGGAUCUAAGUCGCCCUCCCUAUCACCUGAAAAUAAAUCGGGGCACGCUGUUGCAUCUGCAGCUGCACCGGAUCUGGAGGAAGAGGUCAAGGAGGCGGCCGUGUCGAGCAUACCUAUCGAGCCCUCCUCAUCUUCAUCGACUGCGGUUUCGUCGCGCCCAGCCAGGCACCCCUGCCCUCGUUGCUCAAAGAGGUUUACAAGGCCCUUCAAUCUCCGUUCUCACAUGCUCGCCCACGACAACGAGAGGCCUUAUGCCUGCGAUGGAAAGUUGGCAACUGGUGCAAAGUGCAAGUCCCGGUUUUCGAGGCGAGCCGACUUGGUUCGGCAUAUCAAGACUAAACACCCGAGCUACACGAAAGACAAGAGCCAGCCGCAAGGAUCCACGUCCAGCAACAACAGCGACGAGAUGGACUGA